Molecule: messenger RNA, 992 nt
Organism: Helobdella robusta
Lineage: Eukaryota; Metazoa; Annelida; Clitellata; Rhynchobdellida; Glossiphoniidae
Exons: 5
Coding region: 51-788 (245 amino acids)
Biological process (GO): maturation of LSU-rRNA from tricistronic rRNA transcript (SSU-rRNA, 5.8S rRNA, LSU-rRNA)
Cellular component (GO): cytosolic large ribosomal subunit
Molecular function (GO): structural constituent of ribosome; RNA binding
Source: RefSeq, a predicted model, not a curated record
UGCUGGGUGAGCGUUGUUGGAAAAGAAUUUGAUCUGAUCGAAGUUGAAAGAUGUCUGAAAGGUACAUUCCUCAUAAAGUUCCUGAAGUUAUCCUUAAAAAGAAAAAGAAAAAUGAGAUAAGCAAGGCCAAAUCUGUUGCCAAUGAAAUCAAGAAUAAAACAAAAAAGGAAUCCAUCUUAAAAAGAAUAAGAUUCAAGAGAGCUGAAAAGUUUGUUAAGGAAUACAGAUCUCGAGAGAAUUUUGACAUUCAAAUCCAGAGACGAGCCAGACGAGCCAACUUGUACAAAAUUCCAGUUGACCCAACUUUAAUUUUCGUUGUCAGGAUCAAAACACCACUUGAUUUGCAUUUGAGGGCCAGGAAAGUCUUGAACCUGUUGCGGUUGAUAACUCCAAAUACAGGCGUCUUCUUAAAGCUCAACACAACAACAUUGAAGUUAUUGAGACUCAUUGAACCUUACAUCACUUGGGGAACUCCUAAUUUAAAGUCAAUUAGAGAAUUGAUAUAUAAACGAGGUCAUGCAAAGACCAAAAAUGGAUUCAAAUCUCUAAAUGACAAUAGAUUAAUCGAAGAUCAUUUAGGUCAGUAUGACAUCAUCUGUAUCGAGGACAUUAUCCACGAAAUUGUCACACUCGGACCUCACUUCAAAGAAGUAAAUGCCCUAAUUUGGCAUAUAAAAAUGAACCUUCCCACUGAAAGCUGGAAAAAUUCUGGUCUGCCAUUUAACAAAGAGGGUCAAUAUGGCGACCGAAAGGAUAAAAUUAAUUCACUACUUGCUCAAAUGGUGUAAUUUUGGCUGUAAUUUUAAUAAACAUUGUCUUGUUACUUUUGUAAAUAUUUAACAUUUAGUAAUGAUUUUAUUAAAAAUCAACAAAAACAAAAUAUGUAUUGGAUUGGUGGUUUGUUAAAUUUUAUGUUUGGCAUGUUAUCAGAGCUGUCACAGCUUGUGGCAUAUAUGUGAACGUUAAAUCACAUUUUGUUGGUGACUGAACUU